Molecule: messenger RNA, 582 nt
Organism: Pocillopora meandrina
Lineage: Eukaryota; Metazoa; Cnidaria; Anthozoa; Scleractinia; Pocilloporidae
Source: the annotation of a GenBank genome assembly
AUGGCAACGGUCAGUCCACUGAAACACUAUUUGGUGACUAAGAGCUUGGUUUUGAAAAUUGUGCUCGGCGUUUGGAUCACUUCGACUGCUUUUGCUAUCAUUCCUUUUGUUCUGUAUGAUGCUGAGGUAUCUACGCGUUGGGACGUUUUUUAUACUGCAGUUUGCUUCGUUGCAGUUUCCCUUUUCCCGUACAUAUUUAUGAUUUAUGCAUACAUAGCCAUGUUCAGUGCAAUUAUUAAAAGGCAGCGACCACCUUUGAUUCAGAAUAAGAACUCACGGGAACAGAAGAAAAGCGAAAGUGACAGGAAGUGUAUCUUGGUUUUCGCAGCCAUGGCGAUCAUGUUUGCCUGCUGUUGGUUCCCUUAUUUUAUCGUCAUGCUAUUAUUCCAAAUAGGAUUAAAAGAUUUGCAUAGCGUCAUUGAAGCUUUUGUGGUCAUUCCAUAUUGGCCAACCCUCUUCUCUACACGUUUUUCAAACGCGACUUCUGGUCCACCUUUCAGAAUCUGUUGCAAAACAAGGAAAACGUCCGUUCUUCUUCUCAAAAAGGUCAAACGGGGUCUCUUAAUCUCACGAACCGAUUAA